AAUACGGAAGUAAACACGUUGACCAUUCCUCGCUGUACUGUGUAUACUUCUAAUACAGCAUGAUCUCAAUGCAUGCAUGUACAUGUUGCAUCGCAAGCUGCAAGAGACGAGAUGGUGCAAUAAUAGCCAAUACUCGAUUUGACAUUCCAGGGACGGGGUUUUUCUCUAUUUUGAUGGCAGUGGCAAUUCUGUACAGGAGCAUGUAUAUAGUCGCUUGUUUCACUAACUGAAAAUCAUUUAGAUGUACGAGAAUCCUCAAUUUUGACGUCUUGUUUCCGCCAUCUAACUCCGCUCAACAUGAACGACAUUCGAUAAUGAUUUAGCAACUGUUUUCUGCACGCAAUCAUGACAAUGCAGCAGUAAUAUGAUUUUUGAUAUGAGAUAGCCUUUGCUUUGCUUUUUUUGUAGCAACAUGCAGUGACGGGAUAUUUCUUCAUCCACUUGCCUUAUCCAUGUUGUCAAGAUCUAACGUCGACGUUAAACAUUUCCUAAACUCAUAAUUCUUGACUAUCUUGAGCCUUUUAUUGAGGUCAAUAUUCUCCAAGGAGUUAGCCGAGUUUAGAGCAAAUCUAAAAUUAAAAAUGGCAUCUCCAGAAAGGACUAUCGCUAAAGAUUUUACGGCUUUGAUGAAGAACAUUAAGAGCUUUUCAAAUGGCCAGGCUGUUGUCACAAAGUGGGAUGAUAAAAAUCUGGGAAAUUUUGAAGUCACUAUCUCUCCAAACGAUGGAUGCUACAAGGAAGGGGAGUUUGUGUUUGAGAUUUUCAUGGAAUCCUGCGACGAUCUCCCAAGACUGUUCUGUAAGACUGCCAUCUACCAUCCCAAUAUCGACACUAUCCAGGAUCCUGACGGGGAAAUAUGCAUCAAUCUCUUUGACGUUGAUAUGUGGAACACGAACUGCAGCAUGCAGGAUCUCGUCCAAGGUCUGCUCUUCUUGAUGUACAACCCUAACCUUGAGGACCCUCUAUGUGGCGCAGUGAACUGUUCUUCCAUGGAAGAAUUCGAAGAGGAUGUUCAGACGGCUAUAGCUGGUGGAAGGGUAGGGGACUAUCUGUUUCCGGUGAACCCUCGAUAUGCAAGACUGCAUCCUGCUGCGGAUGUGGAGGAGAAGGAUAAGGUGGAGGAGAAGGAUAAGGAGGAGGAAGACGAGAAGGUGGGGAAGGAUGAAAGACAGAAGGAUGGAGAGAGGACUGGAUUGAUAGAAGAAGUGAAGGAUGGAGAUAAAGAUGAAAGGACAGGAGUGAAUGGAUGCAAGGACGACCUUGAAAAGAAGCCAGAGGGGAAUGCUGACCUUGAGGAGAGAUACUUCGGCAUCAAAGAGUACAUCCCUGGAGAUGAUGAAGAUGAUUAUUAUGAAAAUGAGGAGGAGGAGGAGACUGAUGAUUCCUCUGUGUUAACUGAUCUUGAUGAUCCUGACAAUGACGACACUGACGUCGUUCACGAUGAGGAGCUCUUUGAACUCUUUGACAAGGUUGAUGAAAGCGUUGACGACGAAAACCGCAAGAACCUGGACAGCACUGCCGUUGUCAGCUGGAGCAAAAUGGUCUAUGGGGCUGGAAACAAAUCGCACAUUGACAAAGUCCGAGUACUAAUCGAUGACGUGUCUGCUGUUGAAAACUCUUCUGAAGGGGCUAAUAAAGAAGCUGGAAAUGCUGCUGGUUCAGCAUUGAACAGAAUUCCCUCAGGGAUUCAGAGACCCACUGUUGCUUCAAGGUUCUACUGUGCUUUACAGACUCGUGCCUUCAGACGAUGGUUGGUAUGAUGAUAAUGAUAUGCAUUCAUGCUCAACUUUUCAGGGCAAAAAUUAAUGCUAUUUGGAACAUAUAGAAGAAAUACAAUAAGUACUUAUAAUGCUUGAUUUUUUAUAGGCUCAAGCAAGAUAAGACUCUAGAAAGCCUUAUGUCAUGAAUAUAGAAAAUAGUUAAUACAAGAAGUACUUACGCUUAUUGACUCAAGCGAGCUAAAAGAUAAAGCCGCAUAUUUUUUCAUGGAUUAUUCUUCUCCAGUGUAUACAAACCCAGAAACAUUGAUCUCCUUGACAAAAAGUCAAUCUCAAAAUCUCUUUUUUGUGUGUGUAUUUUGUUAUUUAAUAGCUCGGUAUUUUACAAUAACGAGAAAGGGUGCAUUUAAAAACAACUUUUUCAGUCUAAAAAGUUUGAGUUAAACAUAUGUACCUUAUUAUGUUCCCUGAUAAUUCUUUGACUUACGUUGGUGUGGGUUCAUCAUUCAUGGCCAUUAAAGAGAUACAAUUAAUUGAUUGUAAUGUAUAUUGAUCAUAUAUAUGAUUUCAUGUUACACUGUUUUGAUAAGUUUGCCAAGAUUGACAAUAGUGUUUACAUACAUUACCUUAUUUGUCUUCCAUUCACAUCAAUUUUUGUGAGGCUAAACAUCAGAUUUUGCAGAAGUUACAUUGAAGAGGGGUUGUUUUUUUGUCUUUCAGAUGGAUGGUUUAUCCAUAAUGAUCUUUAUCUGUAUUGUGCUGAAAAGUGCAAUUAUCUUAUAUUUGUGUACUUUUUUUUGUCGUGAAGAAAUAUGCAGUUGAAAUGUGAUUGUUUCUUAAAAUUGCAGCUUUCAUUUUAUGGUUGAUUCUUGUUAUAACAUCGAUGAAUGAGUUAUUAUCAUUAAUUUAUAAUACAAUUAUUUAGGGUGCAAUAAUGCCUUUCAUGUGAUAAUUUUUUUCCAACUUAUGCAAGGCUGACUUGAUAUUUCCAACGAUUACUUUAAAAACGUACCAACUGUGUAAAAACAUUACUGAAAGGAAUCUUUACCUUAGGGAUAUUUCUUUAACCAACUAACAUAAGUUUGUAAUUUGAAUUAAUAAUGAUGUUGCCAAUUUGUAGAGUGGUUGUUUUCAGAACUUUAUUGAGAAAAACAUUUCUCAAAGAGAAUUAUAAAUCAUGUUUAUUUAUCUACUUUUGCCUUUUUCUUGUAUUUUUUUAAAAACAUAGCACAUUUUUAAUCAUAAAUUAUUGGUCUAUAUUGUUUUCACUUAUGACUGAUAUUCUAAACCUCUUAGUUAUUAUAUGUGUGUGUGUAUUUGAGUUUUGUCAGACGUGGAUCAAUCAGAUAUGAUUACGCUGGGACCGACCUUUAACGACACCAUCCGAAAGACGUGCCCGGGGCUCGAACCUCGAACCUCUGCAUCAAUUUGUAACUUCCCCACAUAGCUUGGAUUACAGGCGCACGCCACAACGCCCAGUUAUAUAGGCAUGUGAAAUGGGACAAAAUUUAUAUCCAUGGAGGCAUGGAGCAUUGUAAAAGAAAAUGUGCAAAUUAAUAUGUUUGUAUAUGUUGUCAUACUUGUCAACUUAAAAAGAUUAUGUAUUAAAAAUACAAAAAGUUA
This is a messenger RNA of Lytechinus pictus (painted urchin), 3341 nucleotides long. RefSeq lists its product as uncharacterized. Bases 582 to 1760 code for a protein of 392 amino acids. The record is from RefSeq and is a predicted model, not a curated record. NCBI's taxonomy places the organism in Eukaryota, Metazoa, Echinodermata, Echinoidea, Temnopleuroida, Toxopneustidae. The transcript has 2 exons.